AUGUCUCUAACAUCCACCAGCCACGUGGAAAAGGAUCCCAGCAACAACCUUUUGUUUUUCCAGACAUUUGCCAAAGACAAGGGAGCGCUGUCUCUUUUAAGUAAUCUGAUAGUGUGCAAGGACAAACCAGGAAAGUUCAUUCUAGUCGUACCAUCUCUUACCCUGCAGUGGAUAAACACCACUAUUGUCAACUGUGUGGAGCUGUUUUGCUCUGUGCAGAGUUUGAAAUCACAGCAGGUGAACUUCUCUUGGACUCGAGCAGGUCUUUACCUCCAUCAUACAUCCAGCAAUAUAAGCAGCACACUGACCCUCUGCAAGCCAAACUGGACAGAUGGAGAUACGAUCAAGUGCCAUGCUAAUUACUCAAAUAAAGUCAUAGUCACCAGCAUCUCACUUCCAUGCAACUUUGGGGGCUGUAAGAAAGGAGAAAAAACAACAAAAUUCAAGAAACAAUGGAUUAUCAUUGCAGUUAUCAGUACAUGUGCAGGGCUGCUUUUUCUUUGUGUUCUUGGUUUUGCCAUCUUCAAAUGUAAGAAACGGGCUGCUGCAAAUGGAUCUAUAGUCUACAGAAAUAAAAUCUACGAGAACUUCACGUUUUCCACUACUACAAUCAACCCAGUUUUAAAUCCACAAAAUGCUCAGCUUGGUGCCACAUCAAAUAAAAGAAGUACUACAGGAUCUUAUCCACAAACAAUCAGGCAGACUCAGAGAGAAGAAUGCAUCUAUGAGAACUAACAAUUACUAAACAACUGCCAUCAUAAAAUAAGAACCGGAUCCAGUGUUGGCCUCUGCAUUAUGUUGUAUUUAUGACUAGUCACUAGUUUAUCACUGGGGUCACGCUAUUAUAUUGUAUUUAAUAGAAGCAGACCUAGACUACUAGUGUCAUCUCUGUUCAGUGGUUUUGUAAAUAAAUGUAAAUAAAUGGCAAAUGCUGCACAACCUGGGUCCUUGCAAUUUUGUUGCAACAUUUUCAGGACAUAGCUCUUCACAGCAUUUGUGG
Messenger RNA from Silurus meridionalis, 1000 nucleotides. RefSeq lists its product as uncharacterized. Lineage: Eukaryota; Metazoa; Chordata; Actinopteri; Siluriformes; Siluridae. The transcript is spliced from 5 exons. The coding region runs from base 1 to 735 and encodes 244 amino acids. The record is from RefSeq and is a predicted model, not a curated record.